AGGCUCGUUAUUUUAGUAUAUAAUACAUAGCCAUGGAGUCUGCUAUGGUUACAGAGGCUUCUCUGUGUCUUUCUCUUCUUUGUCUAAAAAUAUCUCCGCUUCAUGGAGCUAGGGUAGGGGUCUACUGCCUGCUGGCACUUGACAAUAGUAAGAAUCGAAGUACGAGCCUAUCAGAGAUUUUGUUUGUAUUAGCACCAAGGUAACGAGGAAAACAUCGCAAACGUUUACUACUCGUGUUUGAACAGCACUUGGGUACCAAAAGUCGCUCGUACUUGCCUGUUCUCAGGAACUAUUCCUACAACUAUAUUUACAGUAAAAUAAGUAGAGAAGGCUACUUUGGCUGAAAAAUGAGUGCUUGGUCCAGUGGGAUUUGCGGCUGCUUUGAAGACAUGAGCAUUUGUGCUACUUCCUAUUUUUGUCCGUGCAUUGUUGCCGGGAAAAACGCCGAAGCUAUGGGAGAAAGCUGUUUACUUUAUGGAUGUCUUUCAACUAUGGGAUGCGUUGGGAUCUUUUUCGGUGCUAAGAUCCGUGAAAGAGUUCGACAGAUCUACGCUAUUGAGGGUUCGUUUGGGCACGACUGUCUAAUGCACUGGUUUUGUCCUGUCUGUGCUUAUGCUCAAGAAGCUAGGGAAAUCAAGUCACGUGCGCUCGCUGGAGCUACAAUAGUGCGUUCAUAAUGAAUGCCACCAUCUUGAAGAGACUAAAUUUAACUAUUCCAAGUUUAUCAGGCUGACGAAGGACCUAAUAUUGCAUGUUUCUAUUAUUUUUCUUUUCUCAAGCUAAUAUUAGAUUGACAACGAGUGAAAUCGGUACUUACUCCACUAUACCCGACUCCGUGAAAGUUCCCAUCGAAAACUAACAUUUUCCAGACGCUAAAUCCGUUAAACAGCAUUUAUUUCAAAAAUAACAAUUUGCAUAAGUAUGAAAAAAGUGCUGUUUAGUAUAUGUCUUGGUGAAUAUAAAGGAAAGGUCAGUGACGCCUUUUGUACAGCAAAGAAUGAUGGAAGUUGUACUUAGUCUCGCAUUUUCUUAUAAUCCCUUUAAAUUCUCUCUAAAGCCGUUUUAUGCUUUUGUAGAGACUGCUCAACUUCGUCUUCGAGAAGCAAAUUAAAACAGAUUACUCAUGGCUAUACUGUGUUAUGUACAUGACUUAAAAAAAGUCCGAGGAAUACACUCCCGGCUUUAUCAUGCUUUGUUGCACAAAAUGGCGUCGCUGCACGUUGCCUUUGAUUCCAUUCGCAGCACCUAUAACAUUUAUACGUAUUAACCAGUGUUUUGGAUUUAGUCGCAGACUCCACGAAAUGCUAGACUUCUGGGAAGGGUUGUUCAAAACUUAGUGUUCCAAAGUUAUACCUGUAUUGAUGUUAAUCAGACUUUGAACAAUCCGACCCUGAAAACCAUUGAUCUCCUCUCUUAGUCUAUUAAAUGCAUGUAUUAUUAAUUUACCAAAAUUAGAUAUUUUCCUGUUUCUUUUUCAGUUUUUUUUUAAAGAGUUUUUAAUAAACAUCAACACAAUGAUAUUACAAAGAUCCACAAACUUAUAUAGGUAUAUUAUUCUUACUUACACGGGCUUUAGGAGACUCCAUGUUUUGAGUUGUGAGAAAUUCUUGUUCAUGGACAAAAUAACACGCUAGAUUUACUUACUUGAGUUUUUUAUUGCUAGUCAAAUAAGCUUGUGAUGAAUAAACAUGAAUUUAUGGUC
Messenger RNA from Exaiptasia diaphana, 1702 nucleotides. Its product is annotated as protein PLANT CADMIUM RESISTANCE 10. The coding region runs from base 348 to 677 and encodes 109 amino acids. The transcript has 3 exons. NCBI's taxonomy places the organism in Eukaryota, Metazoa, Cnidaria, Anthozoa, Actiniaria, Aiptasiidae. The record is from RefSeq and is a predicted model, not a curated record.